Messenger RNA from Homo sapiens (human), 2750 nucleotides. RefSeq names its product adhesion G protein-coupled receptor G3 (gene ADGRG3). Gene Ontology annotation, molecular function: G protein-coupled receptor activity; transmembrane signaling receptor activity. The transcript is spliced from 13 exons. Gene Ontology annotation, biological process: G protein-coupled receptor signaling pathway; negative regulation of non-canonical NF-kappaB signal transduction; cell surface receptor signaling pathway. The record is from RefSeq and is a predicted model, not a curated record. Bases 43 to 1833 code for a protein of 596 amino acids. Gene Ontology annotation, cellular component: plasma membrane; membrane. Lineage: Eukaryota; Metazoa; Chordata; Mammalia; Primates; Hominidae.
AGACAGCCACAGAGCUCCUGGCGUGGGCAAGGCUGGCCAAGGAUGGCGACGCCCAGGGGCCUGGGGGCCCUGCUCCUGCUCCUCCUGCUCCCGACCUCAGGUCAGGAAAAGCCCACCGAAGGGCCAAGAAACACCUGCCUGGGGAGCAACAACAUGUACGACAUCUUCAACUUGAAUGACAAGGCUUUGUGCUUCACCAAGUGCAGGCAGUCGGGCAGCGACUCCUGCAAUGUGGAAAACUUGCAGAGAUACUGGCUAAACUACGAGGCCCAUCUGAUGAAGGAAGGUUUGACGCAGAAGGUGAACACGCCUUUCCUGAAGGCUUUGGUCCAGAACCUCAGCACCAACACUGCAGAAGACUUCUAUUUCUCUCUGGAGCCCUCUCAGGUUCCGAGGCAGGUGAUGAAGGACGAGGACAAGCCCCCUGACAGAGUGCGACUUCCCAAGAGCCUUUUUCGAUCCCUGCCAGGCAACAGGUCUGUGGUCCGCUUGGCCGUCACCAUUCUGGACAUUGGUCCAGGGACUCUCUUCAAGGGCCCCCGGCUCGGCCUGGGAGAUGGCAGCGGCGUGUUGAACAAUCGCCUGGUGGGUUUGAGUGUGGGACAAAUGCAUGUCACCAAGCUGGCUGAGCCUCUGGAGAUCGUCUUCUCUCACCAGCGACCGCCCCCUAACAUGACCCUCACCUGUGUAUUCUGGGAUGUGACUAAAGGGACCACUGGAGACUGGUCUUCUGAGGGCUGCUCCACGGAGGUCAGACCUGAGGGGACCGUGUGCUGCUGUGACCACCUGACCUUUUUCGCCCUGCUCCUGAGACCCACCUUGGACCAGUCCACGGUGCAUAUCCUCACACGCAUCUCCCAGGCGGGCUGUGGGGUCUCCAUGAUCUUCCUGGCCUUCACCAUUAUUCUUUAUGCCUUUCUGAGCCCUGGCCUAGGACAUGGUCCCCAUCCCCAACAAGCCGAGUGUGACUUGCCAGCUGGCCGCAUUGCUGGACCCUGUGAGCGGGGCUUGGAGCGCCAGGAGAAAUUACCACCAGCUCCCCAGGGUGGGGCCUGGCAUCUCAGGCUUUCCCGGGAGAGGUUCAAGUCAGAAGAUGCCCCAAAGAUCCACGUGGCCCUGGGUGGCAGCCUGUUCCUCCUGAAUCUGGCCUUCUUGGUCAAUGUGGGGAGUGGCUCAAAGGGGUCUGAUGCUGCCUGCUGGGCCCGGGGGGCUGUCUUCCACUACUUCCUGCUCUGUGCCUUCACCUGGAUGGGCCUUGAAGCCUUCCACCUCUACCUGCUCGCUGUCAGGGUCUUCAACACCUACUUCGGGCACUACUUCCUGAAGCUGAGCCUGGUGGGCUGGGGCCUGCCCGCCCUGAUGGUCAUCGGCACUGGGAGUGCCAACAGCUACGGCCUCUACACCAUCCGUGAUAGGGAGAACCGCACCUCUCUGGAGCUAUGCUGGUUCCGUGAAGGGACAACCAUGUACGCCCUCUAUAUCACCGUCCACGGCUACUUCCUCAUCACCUUCCUCUUUGGCAUGGUGGUCCUGGCCCUGGUGGUCUGGAAGAUCUUCACCCUGUCCCGUGCUACAGCGGUCAAGGAGCGGGGGAAGAACCGGAAGAAGGUGCUCACCCUGCUGGGCCUCUCGAGCCUGGUGGGUGUGACAUGGGGGUUGGCCAUCUUCACCCCGUUGGGCCUCUCCACCGUCUACAUCUUUGCACUUUUCAACUCCUUGCAAGGUGUCUUCAUCUGCUGCUGGUUCACCAUCCUUUACCUCCCAAGUCAGAGCACCACAGUCUCCUCCUCUACUGCAAGAUUGGACCAGGCCCACUCCGCAUCUCAAGAAUAGGAAGGCACGGCCCUGCAAUAUGGACUCAGCUCUGGCUCUCUGUGUGACCUUGGGCAGCUCCGUGCCUCUCUCUGUACUCCCUCAGUUUCCUUCUCUGUACAAUGUGGCUGGGGAGGGAGAGGAUGGGACCAGGUUGGACCACGUGGCAUCAGAGGUCCCAUCCAGAUCCAACUAUAGGUCCAAGAGUCCACGUAAGCAGGUUUGCAAGGCUCUAAAGUUCCUAUAGUCCUGAGACCCCCUGCCAGCAAAGAGUGACAGUCACCUCCAUGCCCUGCCCUCAUUGCAAAGCCCUCACUCACCUUCUGGUCUCAGCAAGGGAGGAGAGUCUGUUGCUGGCAUAGCCCUGGAAGGAGCCCCCAGCCUCUCCCCUCCUCCUCCUUGUCACUGGCCUCCCACAACUCCCCUUCUGGCUGCCUGUAACCUUGAGGGGCAUUCAGGAGGCCAGCGUUCCCUCAGGCACUGGGGGUUUGUUUUGGGGGGUGGGAGUUGAUCCUCCCACCCAGUCUGCCCCUGGUCUCUGCCCAUCCAAUCAGAGCCCACCCUCCUGGAAGAGACCCCCGUGUUCAGAGUGCUGGCAGCCCUGCACGUGUCCAGGGACACUGCAUUUCAAAGAACCACUGAGUGGGUGAGCUACCUUGGGCAAACCCCCCACUCCUGACUCUGACUGCCACGUGGGUGGCCCGACCUCUGACCUGCUGUCAUCGUAGAGGUAGAAAGCAAACAAUCUGGGGCUCAGCACACCUGGGGGUGCUCCCACUCAUUCAGUGUGUGGGGCCCCUGAGCAGAGGCUGGGCAUUGCCACUAGGACCUGAGCUCCUAGAGAACAAGGACCUGGGUGGCCUCGCUUACUGUUCCAGCCCAGGCCAAGCACAGGGUCUGGCUCGUGGCAAACCUUGAAUAAAUAUUUGUUGGCUGAA